Pestalotiopsis fici W106-1 is the source of this 2589-nucleotide messenger RNA. RefSeq names its product pH-response regulator protein palA/RIM20. Gene Ontology annotation, molecular function: protein binding. Gene Ontology annotation, cellular component: endosome. The transcript has 2 exons. NCBI's taxonomy places the organism in Eukaryota, Fungi, Ascomycota, Sordariomycetes, Amphisphaeriales, Sporocadaceae. The coding region runs from base 1 to 2589 and encodes 862 amino acids. The record is from RefSeq and is a predicted model, not a curated record.
AUGCAAAACAGCGUCCUCUCGAUCCCCUUUCGAAAGGGUACACAGCUGUCGCUGUCCACCGCGGUGCGACAGUACAUCUCUACCAAAUAUGAUCAACAUCCCGACAUGUUUCGUCAAGACCUCGAGGUCAUAGACUCGUUGCGCCGCGAUGCUGUCAACGUGCGCGAGGCCCACGCCAGCGGCAUCAAGAAACUGCAGGCCUACGCUGCCCAGCUGGUCUGGAUAAGCGGCAAGUUCCCCAUCGAUAUAGGCGCCGAUUUCACCUGGUAUCCUUCGCUGGGCUAUAACACCGAGCGCCCAAUCGUCCUCAACAACCUCAAGUUUGAGCUUGCCAAUGUCUUGUACAACCUCGCCGCUCUAUACUCACAACUCGCCGUCACGAGCAACAGGGCCGACACGGAAGGUCUGAAGAAUGCGGCGAGCUACUUCAACCAAGCUGCCGGAGUGCUCAAGCACGUCAAGGACGAGAUUAUACCCGAGCUCCGCACUGAUCCUCCCGAGGACAUGGACGAGCACACCCUAGAGUCCUUGCUCCAGCUCCAGUUGUCCCAGAGCCAGGAGUGCUACUGGCAAAAGGCCGCGAUGGAUGGCUACAAAGAUGCCUCCAUAGCCAAACUUGCAGCACGGGUCAGUGACCUCUAUAAUUUGGCUGGGGAGGCUGCUAUGCGCUCAGAGGCCAUUAGCAGCAGCUGGAUCCACCACAUGAGUGCUAAGCACCACCACUUUGCUGCCGCUGCUCAGUACCGGGCUGCAUGUGACUGUUUGGAGAAGCGCAAGUACGGAGAAGAAGUUGCGAGAUUGCAAGAUGCAGUUGCUUGUGUGAAUGAGGGCUUGAAAGAGAGCAGAGGCGGCUAUCUCAACAAGGUUGUCGUAAAUGACCUGAAUGGUCUAAAGAGGCGUGUGGAAGAAGAUCUGAAGAGAGCCGAAAAGGACAACGACCUGAUCUACCUUAAUAUGGUACCGGCCAAAUCAGAACUCAAGGUCCUUGAUAGGGCAAAUAUGGCCAUUGCUCGAGUACCCCCACAGGUAUCAGCGCCUAUAGAUCACUUGAGCGAAAAGGGAGAGUUUGGCCCAGCUCUUUUCACAAAACUCGUACCCUACUCGGUACACAUUGCCGUGUCCAUCUACGAGGAGCGCCGGGACCGUCUCGUGAAUCAAAAGAUUAUUGCAGAGCUAGAGGCUUUGAACGAAAGAAUUCAUGAGAUUCUCUCGGAACUGAAUCUUCCCGGCUCAAUACAAGCAUUUGAAAAACCUUUGGGGCUCCCGGGCACUCUGGUUCAGCACGCUGAGGAGAUCAGACAAGCGGAUGCGAUUAGUCGCCUGCAGCGCAGCUUUGUGGAUAUAGACAAGCUGCGAGCAAGCGACUUGAGCAUCUUCGAGGAGGGCAAAGAGCUAUUGGAAGCCGAAGAAGAGGAAGACAAUCGCCUCCGACGACGGCACGGCACUGAGCGAUGGAGUCGUCACGAAAGCCGCGCCGAGCCUAUCCAAGGCGCAAAACUGUGGAAUCAGGUCAAGGAUGCAGGAACCUGGUUCGAGACCAGUGCAAGCAGCGACGCCGUCGUGCGUGAAAAGUUCUAUGCUGUAGAGCCUCUGCUUGCUGUGCUUGCAGGACCUGACCGCGGCAUCAUGGAUUUUGUCCCUUCUUCGAGGCGGACCGAGAUUCCCGAAACCUUGAGACCAGCGAUUGGCCGGCUAAGAAGUUCCUACAAUGAUGUGACACGACUUGAGAGUCGUCGCCGCCGCAAAGCUGAAGCACUCCGAGAAAAAGCCAAGAGUGAUGACAUUAAGACGGAUAUUCUGAGCGAGGCAGCACGACUCGAGCGUAACCAGAGUGUUGCCACCGCUAUUGUUCCAGCACAUUUCGAGGAAUUCUUUGAGAAACGGCUAGAUUCACUCUAUGAGCCAGAAUUGGAACUGGUGCAAAAGGAGGCGACAGAGCAGGAGAAACUACUCUCGGACCUGAUUCGUGUGAAUCGCGAGUUUGAGAGUCAGAAGAAAGUCGUCGGCGACAAGGGCAACCGGGAACGCGAACAGGCCCUGCAGAAGCUCGAAAACGCCUACUACAAGUACAAGGAGCUUGUCAGCAAUGUCGAGGUCGGACGCAAAUUCUACAAUGACCUGAGCCGCAUCGUGGGUAAUUUCCGCGAUGGAGCCAGGAGCUGGGUUACAGAAAGAAGGCGUGAGGCUCGCAUGCUAGAGGAUGAGCUGGCGAUGCCGCCGCUUCAUAACCUCAACCUGAACCAAAACCAGAAUCAAGACCAAGCCAGCCAACAGAGCUAUAAUCCUGCGCAGAACCAAAGUCCUCAGCAACACACCUCAUCGGCUUACUUUAGCCCUCCGCGGCAGCCUCAACAACCAGUCAGGCAAUCCGUUCACAGUCCAGCGGAAGCUCAAAUCCAGAGCUGGGCACCUGCCGCGGAAACUGUCGCGCCUCAACCACAACAGCCAAGAGCUAAUCCAAUGCAAGCCAUGUGGGAUCCGAGCAUGGGUAUCAAGUUCUCGGGAUCGCCAGCAGCCAACGCUGGCGCUGGCAACAAACCUCCACAAACUGGUCCGUGGGACCCAAAGAGCGGGAUUCGCUUUGGUUGA